This is a messenger RNA of Colius striatus (speckled mousebird), 2347 nucleotides long. RefSeq names its product cellular communication network factor 2 (gene CCN2). Gene Ontology annotation, cellular component: extracellular matrix; extracellular region. Gene Ontology annotation, molecular function: integrin binding; heparin binding. Gene Ontology annotation, biological process: cell adhesion; signal transduction. The record is from RefSeq and is a predicted model, not a curated record. The transcript is spliced from 5 exons. NCBI's taxonomy places the organism in Eukaryota, Metazoa, Chordata, Aves, Coliiformes, Coliidae. The coding region runs from base 268 to 1302 and encodes 344 amino acids.
CUACUCUCUUGCCGGACUCGGAAGGAGCAGAGCGGAGGAGAGCGCAGCACCGCACUGAGCAGCUACGAAACACCCCGUCCAUCCAUCAGCCGUCCCAGCGCCCACCGCCACAGGCCCGUGCGGACAGCGCCGCUGAGAAGAAUCACCCGGCGGGACACUCUUCUCAUCUCCCUUCGGCACACUCCACCUCACCGCCCCUCCGCCGGGCAGCCCGACACCGCUGGCAGCCUGACACCGCGCAGCCCACAAGCCCACGACCGUCGCGGGAUGUCCCCCACCAGCUUCACCGUCGCCCUCCUCCUCGCCCUCCUCAGCCCAGAGGCGCAGGGCCAGGAGUGCAGCGGGCAGUGCCAGUGCGGCCCGGGGCCCGGCCCCACCUGCCCCGCCGGCGUCUCCUUGGUGCUCGACGGCUGCGGCUGCUGCCGCGUCUGCGCCAAGCAGCUGGGCGAGCUCUGCACCGAGCGCGACCCCUGCGACCACCACAAGGGCCUCUUCUGCGACUUUGGCUCCCCUGCCAACCGCAGGAUCGGCGUCUGCACCGCUCGGGACGGCGCCCCGUGCGUCUUUGGCGGCAUGGUGUACCGGAGCGGCGAGUCCUUCCAGAGCAGUUGUAAGUACCAGUGCACCUGCCUGGACGGGGCCGUGGGCUGCGUGCCCCUCUGCAGCAUGGACGUCCGCCUGCCCAGCCCCGACUGCCCCUACCCGCGCCGGGUGAAGCUCCCUGGAAAGUGCUGUGAAGAGUGGGUCUGCGAUGAGGCCAAAGAGCAGACUGCCGUGGGACCUGCUCUCGCUGCUUACAGACUGGAAGAUACUUACGGUCCAGACCCAACAAUGAUGCGUGACAACUGCCUGGUGCAGACCACAGAAUGGAGUGCUUGCUCCAAGACCUGUGGCAUGGGUAUCUCAACCAGGGUCACCAAUGAUAACGCCUUCUGCAGACUGGAGAAGCAGAGUAGGCUCUGCAUGGUCCGACCUUGUGAAGCAGACCUGGAGGAGAACAUCAAGAAAGGCAAAAAGUGCAUCCGUACCCCCAAAAUCUCCAAGCCCAUCAAGUUUGAGCUGUCUGGUUGCACCAGUGUGAAGACCUACAGAGCCAAGUUCUGUGGCGUCUGCACAGACGGGCGCUGCUGCACACCCCACAGAACUGCCACCCUCCCUGUGGAGUUCAAAUGCCCCGAUGGAGAGGUCAUGAAGAGGAAAAUGAUGUUCAUCAAGACCUGUGCGUGCCACUACAACUGCCCUGGAGACAAUGACAUCUUUGAGUCUCUGUACUACAGAAAGAUGUAUGGAGACAUGGCAUAAAGCCUGAAGGAGACGCUAACUAGAUUCUCAACUUGAACUGAUUUGCAUCUCAUUUUGUAAACAUGAUUCAAUAGCACAAGGUAUUUAAUUUUUUUUUUUACAUUUCAACAAACUGCUCCACGUGACUUUUAAGAAAACUUUUCUACUGACCCCGAAUGGUGGUUUAAAGAUGUAAAAUGGACAGCAAGACCACAGCAAGACACAACUUCAGAACAUGUUGUUCAUGAGGUGGUGUGAAGGGGUUGAGGGAAAUAGGCAGGAAAAGCAGAUUCAAGCAAAUGUUCACAUAAUGUGGUACAGCAUGCUUCAUCUAGUAGUGCAAUUGAGAAGGAGAGGGUGAGUAUGCUUGCUGGCUGGCUGCUGGUCUGGUGACAGUAGCAGUUGGAAUGCAAACACUCACCCAGCAAAGUGCUAAGCAGAAGGUGUCCUGAUAAGUCAGGAUGGUAGCGUUUCAGCUCUGACACUCUGAUUCGUAUGUCUUGGUCAGCAAGAAUCAGAAUCAUGUCUAUUAGACUGGACAGCUUGUGGCAGUUAAUUUACCUGUAACAAGCUACUUCUUAUUAAUAUUGUAAAUACUGUGUGUAUAUAUAUUUGUACAGUUACCUAAAUUAAUUUAAAGUUUCGUGCCUUUGUUUAAUGCUUUGAAAGUUCAAUGAUAGCCUGUUUUUGGAACAAGAUAGGUAGGAUUUAAAGCUUGUUUGACAAUGCACUCAAAGCAUGAAACAGAUACUCUAGUGGAAGUUCUUUGGAUAGGGCCAAAUGGUGAGUUGACAUCAAGAUGGAGACCGUUAAAGAGUUGAGGUGCCUGUGUCCUUACAAAGCAUUCAUCUGGCAAAACACAUUUAGUUCCCCUCUGUGGAGAAGUGGCUUUAAGAAAAAAAAAAAUGGCUCUUCUGUAGCUCGUCAGUCUUUCCACUCGAGCAUUUGUUUCUUUCUUUGACUAUGGCUCUUUUUGGACAGUUUAUUUGUUGAGAAGUGUGACCAAAAGUUACAUGUUUGCACCUUUUUAGUUGAAAAAAUAAAGUAUUUAUAUUUUUUAUAUAAA